Molecule: messenger RNA, 2770 nt
Organism: Ziziphus jujuba (common jujube)
Lineage: Eukaryota; Viridiplantae; Streptophyta; Magnoliopsida; Rosales; Rhamnaceae
Product: pentatricopeptide repeat-containing protein At3g48810
Exons: 1
Coding region: 121-2118 (665 amino acids)
Molecular function (GO): protein binding
Source: RefSeq, a predicted model, not a curated record
UUCCUUGUCACAAAUUUGAAAUUUCUUGAAUAUAAAGAUCGAAUUUUUAAUGCCGUUUUAGCUGGAAAAAAAUAGGGUUUUAGCUCUUUAUGUUCUGAACUUUGAGCUUUGGAAUGCAUAAUGUAUUUGAAAGAAGGAUGUUCGUUGCUGCUCAAAGUACAAAAACCUUCAGUUCCCUUCGUGCUCAGCACAAACCCAAUUCCCAAUUUCACUGAUAAACCAUCAAAAUCAGAACCCCAUCAAGCCCUCUUUAAAGAAUCCGACGUUGUCAGGAGAUUAAAGCAAGAGCGCAAUAUCACUUCCGCAUUGGAAUUCUUCAAGUCCAUUGCCAAUUCCAAAGCUUUCAAGCACACCCCUUUAACGUACAAAACCAUGAUCGAGAAGCUUGGUUGGGAAUGUGAAAUCGAUGGAAUGCAAUAUCUAAUGCAGCAAAUGAAGUUGGAAGGAAUCAGCUGCUCCGAAGAUUUGUUUAUCAGCUUGAUCAAUUCCUAUAGGCGAUUUGGGUCGGCCGAGCAAGCGCUGAAAAUGUUUUAUAGAAUUGGAGAAUUUGGUUGCAAUCCAACGGUGAAGAUUUACAAUCACCUCCUGGAUGCUUUACUUAGUGAGUACAAAUUUCAGAUGAUUAAUCCGUUGUAUGUUAAUAUGAAGAAAGAUGGGUUGGAACCGAAUUUGUUCACCUAUAAUAUUCUUCUGAAUGCGCUAUGUAAGAAUAACAGAGUAGAUGGUGCCCACAAAUUGCUUCAGGAAAUGUCUAAGAAGGGUUGCUCGCCUGAUGAGGUGAGCUACACGACUAUUAUAUCUUCUAUGUGCAAGCUUGGUAGAGUAGAGGAAGCUAGAGAGCUUGCUAUUAGAUUUGAACCCAUCGUGCCAGUUUAUAACGCUUUGAUAAAUGGGUUGUGUAAAGAAUAUAAGGUUAAGGAGGCUUUUGAAUUGUGCGUUGCAAUGAUGGAUAAGGGAAUUGAUCCUAAUGUUAUUACUUAUUCGGCGAUUAUAAGUUCUCUUUCUGAUAUGGGCUAUGUCAACAUGUCUCUUGCAGUUUUGGCACAAAUGUUUAAGAGAGGAUGCAGUCCUAAUGUUCACACCUUUAGUUCAUUGAUAAAGGGUUGUUUUCGUGAAGGGAGUUUGCAUGAAGCUGUUUAUUUGUGGAACCAAAUGGUUCAUGAAGGAAUCAAGCCGAAUAUAGUUGUGUAUAGCACUCUAAUACACGGUCUUUGCUCUAAUGGGAAUAUGGAUGAAGCUUUAUCUGUUUACUAUCAAAUGGAGAAAAAUGGAUGCUCUCCAAAUGUAGCUAUUUACAGCACUCUAAUUGAUGGCUUUGCAAAAGCUGGUAACCUUUUUGGUGCAUCUGAGACAUGGAACAAUAUGAUGACCAAUGGUUGUCGUCCUAAUGUUGUCGCAUAUACUUGCAUGGUGGAUGUUCUUUGUAGGAAUACCCUGUUUAACCAAGCUUACCGUCUAAUCGAGAAAAUGUCCACCGAAGGCUGUCCUCCAAAUACAGUUACAUUCAACACCUUUAUCAAAGGAUUAUGCAGCAAUGGAAAAGUAGACUCAGCACUAAAGGUACUUGAUGAGAUGGGGAGAUUUGGGUGUUUGCCUAACACCACAUCAUAUAACGAGUUAUUGUAUGGUCUCUUUAAGGUGAACAGGUACAGAGAAGCUUUUGGGCUUGUUAGGGAGAUAAAUAAUAAAGAGAUGGAAUUAAAUUUGGUGACUUAUAAUACAAUUUUACAUGGACUCUGUCAUGCUGGUUUACCUGAGAAGGCUAUGCAGCUAGUUGGGAAAAUGCUUAUAGGAGGAGCAAAUCCUGAUGCCAUCACAUAUAACUUGGUUAUUUAUGCCUACUGUAAACUGGGAAGGAUAGAAACUGCAAUUGAAUUUUCAGAAAGAAUUGGGGCAUCAAAGAACUGGCAUCCAGAUAUAAUAACUUAUACCAGUCUUUUGUGGGGACUCUGUAAUUGGAAAGGUUUAGAUGAAGCCGUUGUUUAUCUACAUAAGAUGAUUAGUGAAGGAAUCUGGCCCAACACUGCCACGUGGAAUGUGUUAGUCCGGUGUUUCUUUAACACUUUAGGUCAUAUGGGGCCAAUCUAUAUUGUGGAUGAUAUCAUUGGCAACGGAUAAUUUUCAUAUUUGGUUGUUCUUGUGGAAGAUCAACUUGUUGCUUGAUGCUCACUUGACCAAAUAUGUUUGCUGAGAUGUCCUUCUUGCUUCUUAGUUAGGAGAGGGAGGCAGGCAGGAACUGCUUUCACUUUCUUUCUCCAGAUGCAUGGCUAGGAAUUUAUAUACCUGUUUACAUACAAAUAUAUAUAUAUAUAUAUCUGGAUUCCGUCAAUUUUUAAUUUGAAACAGAGCUGCUGUAUUGGCACAUAUUCUUGGGAUAAAUAAUAGGAGAUGCUACAGCAUUACAGUCCUGUCAUCUGUUGUGACCUUACAAUUUUUCAGACGGGAACUUGGGACCCCUGAAGAUGGUAAUUCUUUUUAUGGUCAACCUGAAGAUGGUAUUUUGCUUGACCCAAAAACAAUGAUUAUACCCUCUUUAGUAGUGCUUGGUUUUCCUUGGAUGUUGGUUAAGAUCAUGAAUCAGAUCAGAGCUGAUAUGAAAUGAUUUCCAGAGAUGCUGUCUGAGAUAAUACACGACAUUGCAACUAAAGGGAUCCUUGUAUUUUUGUUGUUGUAAUAUUUCUCCUAUAACUAGCUUUUUGGCAUGUUCAUUGGUUGUAUGAUAACAUUUUUUGAAAUGAAUACAAUGACAAUAUUAUACUGCUUCAUUCCA